AAACUGAAUUGUAUGAGAAGAAAGACAAAUAUAUUGUAAAAGAUGUAUCCAUUCGGAGACAUGGAUAUGGCCGAUGGGCCACCGACAGAUUACGAAAUGUUACCAAAGAAAAAAAGACAUAGACAUAAAUACACUCAUCAACAAGUGAUGGAACUUGAAAAGUAUGUGGGCGUUAAGCUACAAGAUCAACAAAUAACUAACCUCGCUAAUAAGUUUAAUUUAAGCUUCUAUCAAAUUAAGGUUUGGUUCAAAAAUCGUAAAGCUAAAGCACGUAUUCGCAAAUCAAGCAAUGCACAAAGUUCUACCCCACAACCAGACAUUAAACAACCCAGUAUACAGCAAGAUGUUAUUAUGCCAUAUUCUAUUAAUCAAUUACUCUUUAAACAACCUGCUACUUACCAAACACCCGUUGAACCACCUGGUAUUUAUAAAGAAGCCCUUAAAUAUUAUUUUGAAGAAUUUGAACAAAAUGGUAAACACCAAUCAACCAUUGGACAAAGACCUAUCCCACAAGCACCUAUUCAACAACUUAGUAUUCAACAAUCAAGCACAAGACAAAGUUGUAUCCCGCAAGCACCCACUAAAGAUCCUGGUAUUCACCAAAAUGGCAUUAAACCACAUUCUAUUCAUGAUUUAAAAUUUAAACAACGUGAUACUCACCAAAUACCCGUUGAACCACCCGGUAUUUACAAAGAAGCCAUUGAUUUUUAUAUUCAAAAAUAUGGCUAUGAACAAUUUGGUACUCACCAAACAAAGACAUCAAGAGGCACAGGACAAAGACCUAAACGGCAAGCAUCCGUUAAACAUUCUGGUAUUCACCAACAAGCCAUUAAACGACCUCCUAUUAACCAAUCAACCAUUGAACAGAGACAAAUCCCGCAAGCACCCACUAAACAUCCUGGUAUUCACCAAAAUAGCAUUAAGCCACAUUCUAUUCAUGAAUUAAAAUUUAAACAACGUGAUACUCACCAAAUACCCGUUGAGCCACCCGGUAUUUACAAAGAAGCCAUUGAUUUUUAUAUUCAAAAAUAUGGCUAUGAACAAUUUGGUACUCACCAAACAAAGACAUCAAGAGGCACAGGACAAAGACCUAAACGGCAAGCAUCCGCUAAACAUUCUGGUAUUCACCAACAAGCCAUUAAACCACCUCCUAUUAACCAAUCAACCAUUGAACAGAGACAAAUCCCACAAGCAUCCACUGAACAUCCUGGUACCACCAUUAAGCCACGUUCUUUUCGUGAUUUAGACUUUAAACAACCUGAUACUUACCAAGAAGCCAUUGAACAACCUGGUAUUCACCAAGAUGUCAUUAAACGAUCUCCCAUUCACCAAACAAACAUUGAACAAACUCAUACCCCGCAAGUACACAUUGAGCAACCUAGUAUUCACCAAGCAAACAUUAAUCAACAUUAUAUUCAACAAUUAAUCUUUAAACAAUAUGGUAUUUACCAGUCAGAUACUGAACAAAGACCUAUUGAACAAGCACCCAUUGAACAACGUGGUGUCCACCAAUCAGACACAAGACAAAGUCCUAUUCCGCAAGCACCCAUAGAACAUCCUGGUAUUCACCAAGGUGACAUUAAACCAUAUUCUAUUAAUAAUUUAAUCUUUAAACAAUCUGGUACUUACCAGCCAGCCAUUGGACAACCUGGUAUUCACCAAAAAGUCAGUAAACGAUCUCCUGUUCACCAAGCAGAUAUUGAACAAAGCCCUAUCCCACAAGCAUCCAUUGAACAACUUAGUGCCCACCAAUCAGGCACAAGACAAAGUCCAAUCCCACAAACAUCCAUUGAACAUCCUGGUAUUCACCAAGGUGACAUUAAGCUACAUUCUAUUAAUAAUUUAAUCUUUAAACAACCUGGUACUUACCAAUCAACCAUUGGACAACCUGGUAUUCACCAAAAAGUCGGUAAACGAUCUCCAAUUCACCAAGCAGACAUUGAACGAAGUCCUAUCCCACAAGCACCCAUUGAACAAUCUGGUUUUCACCAAGAAGCCAUUAAACGAACUCAAACUCCGCAACCUGGUAUUCACCAAGCAGAUAUUAACCAACGUUAUAUUCAACAAUUUAGCUUUGAACAAUAUGGCAUUCACCAGUCAGACAUUGAACAAAGAUCUAUCCCACAAACACCCAUUGAACAACAUGGUGUUCAGCAAGAAGCUAUUAAACGAUCUCCUGUGUACCAAGCAGACAUUGAACAAAGCCCUAUCCCACAAGCACCUAUUGAACAAUUUGGUGCCCACCAAUCAGGCACAAGACAAAGUCCUAUUCCGCAAGCAGUUAUUGAACAACCUGGUACUCACCAAGAAGCCAUUAAACGAACUCAUACCCCACAACCUGGUAUACACCAAGCAGAUAUUAACCAACGUUAUAUUCAACAAUUUGGCUUUGAACAAUAUGGUAUUCACCAGUCAGACACUGAACAAAGACCUGUCCCACAAGUACCUAUUGAACAACGUGGUGUUCACCAAGAAGCCAUUAAACGAUCUCCUGUUUACCAAGCAGACAUUGAACAAAGCCCUAUCCCCCAAGCAGCCAUUGAACAACUUAGUGUCCACCAAUCAGGCACAAGACAAAGUCCUAUUCCGCAAGCACCCAUUGAACAACAUGGUAUUCACCAAGAAAUCAUUGAACGAACUCAUACCCCGCAACCUGGUAUUCACCAAGCAGAUAUUAAUCAACUUUAUAUUCAAGAAUUAGGCUUUGAACAAUAUGGUGUUCACCAGUCAGACAUUGAACAAAGACCUAUCUCACAAGGGCCCAUUGAACAACGUGGUGUUCACCAAGAAGCUAUUAAACGAUCUCCUGUGUACCAAGCAGACAUUGAACAAAGCCCUAUCCCACAAGCACCCAUUGAACAACUUGGUGUUCACCAAUCAGGCACAAGACAAAGUCCUAUUCCGCAAGCAGCCUUCGAACAACCUGGUAUUCACCAAGAAGCCUUUAAACGAACUCAUACCCCGCAACCUGGUAUUCACCAAGCUGAUAUUAACCAACGUUAUAUUCAACAAUUUGGCUUUGAACAAUAUGGUAUUCACCAGUCAGACAUUGAACCCAUCCCACAAGCACCCAUUGAACAAGGUGGUGUUCUCCAAGAAGCCAUUAAACAAUCUCCUGUUUACCAAGCAGGCAUUGAACAAAGUCCUAUCCCAGAAGCACCCAAUGAACAAUUUGGUGUCCACCAAUCAGGCACAAGACAAAGUCCUAUUCCCCAAGCAGCCAUUGAACAACCUGGUAUUCACCAAGAAGCCAUUGAACGAACUCAUACCCCGCAACCUGGUAUUCACCAAGCUGAUAUUAACCAACUUUAUAUUCAACAAUUUGGCUUUGAACAAUAUGGCAUUCACCAGUCAGACAUUGAACAAAGAUCUAUCCCACAAGCACCCAUUGAACAACGUGAUGUUCAACAAGAAGCCAUUAAACGAUCUCCUGUUUACCAAGCAGGCAUUGAACAUAGUCCUAUACCAGAAGCACCCAAUGAACAACUUGGUGUCCACCAAUCAGGCACAAGACAAAGUCCUAUUCCGCAAGCACCCAUUGAACAGCCUGGCAUUCACCAAAAAGCCAUUAAACGAACUCAUACCCCGCAACCUGGUAUUCACCAAGCAGAUAUUAAACAACGUUAUAUUCAACAAUUAGGAUUUGAACAAUAUGGUAUGCAUCAGUCAGACAUUGAACAAAACCCUUUGCCACAAGCACCCAUUGAACAACUUGGUGUCCACCAAUCAGGCACAAGACAAAGUCCUAUUCCGCAAGCACCCAUUGAACAGCCUGGCAUUCACCAAGAAGCCAUUAAACGAACUCAUACCCCGCAACCUGGUAUUCACCAAGCAGAUAUUAAACAACGUUAUAUUCAACAAUUAGGAUUUGAACAAUAUGGUAUGCAUCAGUCAGACAUUGAACAAAACCCUUUGCCACAAGCACCCAUUGAACAACGUGGUGCUCAACAAUCAGGCACAAGACAAAGUCCUAUUCCCCAAGCAGCCAUUGAACAACCUGGUAUUCACCAAGAAGCCAUUCAACGAACUCAUACCCCGCAACCUGGUAUUCACCAAGCAGAUAUUAACCAACUUUAUAUUCAACAUUUAGGCUUUGAACAAUAUGGUAUGCAUCAGUCAGACUUUGAACAAAACCCUUUGCCACAAGCACCCAUUGAACAACUUGGUAUUCACCAAGAAGCCAUUAAACGAUCUCCUGUUUACCAAGCAGACAUUGAACAAAGCCCUAUCCCACAAGCAGCCAUUGAACAACUUGGUGACCACCAAUCGGGCACAAGUCAAAGUCCUAUUCCGCAAGCACCCAUUGAACAAUCUGGUGUUCACCAAGAAACUAUUAAACGAUCUCCUAUUUACCAAGCAGUCAUUGAACAACAUUAUAAUUACCAAGUACCCAUUACACAAUAUGCUUUUUAUCAAUCAGCCUCUGAACAACUUGCCAAUGGGGCUUAUACGAAUAUGGGGUUAACACAAACACAAGAUAAAGUUUGGUACCAGGACAGAGAUAACAACCAUUUUUUUGAAAAUGGAAUAGGUGGAUACAAUAGCCACCAUCAAAAUAGGUUGUAUUAUUAA
Molecule: messenger RNA, 4572 nt
Organism: Aethina tumida (small hive beetle)
Lineage: Eukaryota; Metazoa; Arthropoda; Insecta; Coleoptera; Nitidulidae
Exons: 2
Coding region: 43-4572 (1509 amino acids)
Biological process (GO): negative regulation of protein sumoylation
Molecular function (GO): calcium ion binding; DNA binding
Source: RefSeq, a predicted model, not a curated record